AUGCAACCUUGCCUCUUCCUUCUUGCUGCCUCCGCAGCAGGAGUAGUAGCACUAGCUUCGUCAGAAAUAUCCAUCCUUUUGCCCACCACCACACCAUCCGGGCCCCAAGAUCCCUGGGAAUGUACCCUCUCAGCCUAUACACCCUUCUUCAACCCUCCACUGCCCACUGGCGCUGUAAAGUCAGCUUUGGACUCCUACGGCGACGGGCUGAUUGCCGAUUGUACUGGACUUGAAUGUCCAUACCCGGAUGUUACGCGUUGGUGCGGAAUCACCACUGCUGCACCAACUGCCGUUCUUCCUGCAUACACUAGUUAUGCCAGUUCUGCUUCGGUAUGGGCUUUGACCAAGAAACCGACAGCGGGUACGUGGUUGAACCUGAUCAUUGCAAAUGCAGAGUGUUUUGGCAAGGCGCCUGAAGAUGAUGCAUCAUCGAUAGGCACGUCUUCAAUCCAACCUUCGCUCACUUCGUCGCCACGAUCGUCGUCUGCGUUUGUCUCAAGCCCUACGUCCACCACGUCAUCAUCUGCCGGCAUUGCGCUGUCACCGAACGGCCAAUGUGGAGGAUUAUCUGGAUACCACUGCCCAGGAAGCGGCUUCGGAGACUGCUGCUCAUCAUACGGCUGGUGCGGUAACGACAGUCACUGUGACGCCGGCUGCCAGCUAGGCUUCGGCUUCUGCAAUGUGCCAACCAAAAUCUCACCCGAUGGCUCUUGCGGCACAGUUAACAGCGAUGACGGAUUCAUCUAUCCUGGAAGUGGUUUUGGUGACUGCUGUAUGAAUCCCUUACUCCCACAAUCAUCUCUACGUCAACCACCUGGAAAGAAGUUUAGCUAA
Messenger RNA from Alternaria alternata, 834 nucleotides. RefSeq lists its product as hypothetical. The transcript has 4 exons. The record is from RefSeq and is a predicted model, not a curated record. Bases 1 to 834 code for a protein of 277 amino acids. Lineage: Eukaryota; Fungi; Ascomycota; Dothideomycetes; Pleosporales; Pleosporaceae. Gene Ontology annotation, molecular function: chitin binding.